UCGAUUUCGCUUUCUUUAUAUUUUUCCAGUUCGUUUGCACAAUGUCGAAAAGUCUGCGCCCUCUUAAAAUAACCAUCGUCGGGGAUGGCAUGGUGGGCAAGACCUGCCUCCUGAUAACCUACACACAGAACGAAUUUCCCGAGGAGUAUAUACCGACUGUAUUCGAUAACCAUGCCUGCAACAUAACGGUCGAUGAUAAUGAAUACAAUCUAACACUCUGGGACACGGCCGGGCAGGAGGAUUACGAAAGACUGCGUCCAUUGAGCUAUCCCAAUACGAACUGCUUCCUAUUGUGCUAUUCCAUCAGCAGUCGUACCUCUUUCGAGAACAUUAAGAGCAAAUGGUGGCCGGAGAUUCGUCACUUUGGCACCAAUGUACCCGUUGUUCUGGUGGGCACUAAGCUCGACUUGCGUAUACCGAAUUCGGAGAAAUUUGUGACCACACAGGAAGGCCGRCGGCUGCGCAAGGAGAUUCAUGCCCAUAGUUUGGUCGAGUGCUCGGCCAAGAAGAAGCUGAACUUAGAGCAGGUGUUUGAGGAGGCGGUGCGUGCGGUGGAAAAGAAGCCGGGAAAGACUCCACCAACGUGCAAAAUACUUUAAUUAAGUCCUAUGCUUAAUGUUUAAUAUUGUUAUUAUACGUAAUUGUAUUAUGUAACUAUGUAAUUGUCUGAUUAGCGAGCAUUCGACUCGCAUCUUCCACAGUGUGUGUGUAGAAAAAUGUAUCGUUAUGCUUUAAUUAUAAGAUGUAGUUAUGGGAAAACAAUAUUUGUA
Molecule: messenger RNA, 770 nt
Organism: Drosophila arizonae
Lineage: Eukaryota; Metazoa; Arthropoda; Insecta; Diptera; Drosophilidae
Gene: RhoL
Product: Ras-like GTP-binding protein RhoL
Biological process (GO): small GTPase-mediated signal transduction
Molecular function (GO): GTPase activity; GTP binding
Source: RefSeq, a predicted model, not a curated record